CGGGGAGAUGAUUCCUCAUGAAGAGCCUGGAUCCCCUACAGAAAUCAAAUGUGACUUUCCGUUUAUCAGACUAAAAUCAGAGCCAGCCAGACAGUGAAACGGUCACCGUGGAGGGGGGACGGCGAAAAAUGAAAUCCAACCAAGAGCGGAGCAACGAAUGCCUGCCUCCCAAGAAGCGCGAGAUCCCCGCCACCAGCCGGCCCUCCGAGGACAAGGCCACCACCGCCCUGCCCAGCGACAACCACCGGGCAGAGGGCGUGGCAUGGCUCCCCAGCAACUCUGGUGGCCGAGGCCACGGGGGCGGGAGGCACGGGCCCACAGGGACUUCUGUGGAGCUUGGUUUACAACAGGGAAUAGGUUUACACAAAGCAUUGUCCACCGGGCUGGACUACUCCCCACCCAGCGCUCCCAGGUCGGUCCCCGCAGCCACCACGCUGCCCACGGCGUACCCUCCCCCGCAGUCAGGGACUCCCGUGUCUCCCGUUCAGUACGCCCACCUUCCGCACACCUUCCAGUUCAUCGGCUCCUCCCAGUACAGCGGGCCCUAUGCCGGCUUCAUCCCUUCGCAGCUGAUCUCCCCAUCGGCCAACCCUGUCACCAGUGCAGUGGCCUCUGCCGCGGGGGCCACCACUCCAUCCCAGCGCUCCCAACUGGAGGCCUAUUCCACCCUGCUGGCCAGCAUGGGCAGCCUGAGCCAGGCACCGGGACACAAGGUUGAGCCGCCGCCUCCGCAGCACCUCGGCCGGGCUCCGGGGCUGGUCACCCCGGGGUCCCCCCCACCCACCCAGCAGAACCAGUACGUCCACAUUUCCAGCUCUCCGCAGAGCAGCGGGCGCGCGGCCUCUCCUUCGGCCAUCCCCGUCCACCUCCACCCGCAUCAGACGAUGAUCCCGCACACGCUCACCCUGGGGCCCCCCUCGCAGGUGGUCGUGCAGUACACCGACUCCGGCGGCCACUUCGUCCCCCGGGAGUCCACCAAGAAAGCCGAGAGCAGCCGGCUGCAGCAGGCCAUGCAGGCCAAGGAGGUCCUGAACGGGGAGAUGGAGAAGAGUCGGCGGUACGGGGCUCCGUCUUCGGCCGAGCUGGGCCUGGGCAAGGCGGGCAGCAAGGCCGUCCCUCACCCGUACGAGUCCAGGCACGUGGUGGUCCACCCGAGCCCUGCGGACUACAGCAGUCGAGAUCCCUCGGGGGUCCGGGCCUCGGUGAUGGUCCUGCCCAACAGCAGCACGCCCGCAGCUGACCUGGAGGUGCAGCAGGCCACGCACCGGGAGGCCUCCCCGUCCACCCUCAACGACAAAAGCGGCCUGCACUUAGGGAAGCCCAGCCACCGGUCCUAUGCGCUGUCACCCCACACGGUCAUCCAGACCACGCACAGUGCUUCAGAGCCUCUCCCUGUUGGGCUGCCCGCCACCGCCUUCUACGCGGGGACUCAACCCCCGGUCAUCGGCUACCUGAGCGGCCAGCAGCAAGCAAUCACCUACGCCGGCAGCCUGCCCCAGCACCUGGUGAUCCCCGGCACCCAGCCCCUGCUCAUCCCCGUGGGCAGCACUGACAUGGAGGCGUCCGGGGCAGCCUCUGCCAUAGUCACGUCGUCGCCCCAGUUCGCUGCAGUGCCUCACACGUUCGUCACCACCGCCCUGGCCAAGAACGAGAACUUCAACCCCGAGGCCCUGGCCACCCAGGCCGCCUACCCAGCCAUGGUGCAGGCCCAGAUCCACCUGCCCGUGGUGCAGUCGGUGGCCUCGCCCGCCGCGGCGCCUCCCACGCUGCCGCCCUACUUCAUGAAAGGCUCCAUCAUCCAGUUGGCCAACGGAGAGCUCAAGAAGGUGGAGGACUUGAAAACGGAAGACUUCAUCCAGAGCGCAGAGAUCAGCAACGACCUCAAGAUCGACUCCAGCACGGUGGAGCGCAUCGAGGAGAGCCACAGCCCAGGCGUGGCCGUGAUCCAGUUCGCGGUCGGGGAGCACCGAGCACAGGUCAGCGUUGAGGUUUUGGUAGAGUACCCUUUUUUUGUGUUUGGACAGGGCUGGUCAUCCUGCUGCCCAGAGCGAACCAGCCAGCUCUUUGAUUUGCCGUGUUCCAAACUCUCUGUUGGGGAUGUCUGCAUCUCGCUGACCCUCAAGAACCUGAAGAACGGCUCUGUUAAAAAGGGCCCGCCCGUGGAUCCUGCCAGCGUCCUGCUGAAGCACUCAAAGACGGACAGCCUGGCGGGCAGCAGACACAGGUAUGCCGAGCAGGAGAAUGGAAUCAAUCAGGGAAGUGCCCAGAUGCUCUCUGAGAAUGGUGAACUGAAGUUUCCAGAAAAAAUAGGAUUGCCUGCAGCGCCCUUCCUCACCAAAAUAGAACCCAGCAAGCCCACGGCCACGAGGAAGAGGAGGUGGUCAGCUCCGGAGACCCGCAAACUGGAGAAGCCCGAAGAGGAGCCACCUUUGACUCUUCCCAAGCCCUCUCUCAUCCCUCAGGAGGUCAAGAUCUGCAUCGAGGGCCGGUCUAACCUGGGCAAGUAGAGGCCGACUGGGGAAGGAAAUGUCUCUCCCUAACCAUCCGUAUCCAGAUUACUGUACUGUAGGCUAAGAACACAGUAUUUACAUGUUAUCCUCUUACUUUAGGUUUCUGUUCUAACCUUGUCAUGAGAGUUACAGCAGGUGUGUCACGGGAGACUGGUGCAUUUGCUUUGUCUGAGAGUGUCUGUCGGGGAGCAGGCGGGUGGAGGGGGGGGUCAGAGCAGUGACAAUCCAGGCUCCAGGCAUCCUGGGUGGAAACGAAUGUGGCUUCACCAGCGUCCGCCUUCUCCAGCGGCACCGAGGCAUCCAAUGGGCACGGAUUCCCUCUCGUUUCAAGAGAGAGUUCCACGGGAAGGGAACUGCCAGGGUGCAGGGUGCGUGCCUGUGGGGGUGCACGCCUGUGGGGGUGCACGGGUGCGGCGGUGGAGAGCGGGCGUCUCUUUUUCUCUGCCUCUCGCUGUCAGCAUGGGAAUGGGGGUCCCCAGCAGUGUCCUCCUGGGGUUCCCUGUGUGCAAAAUCCUCAUCAGGAACCCAGCUUCAGGGUGUCUUAGGGAGACAUCAGAUGGCAGAUAGAAAGCUGACAGUUUCAAAGAACAUUUUUCUCUCCAACCUAUUUUACAAUAAAAGCAACUUUUAAUCAUAUAGAUAUAUAUUUCCCCCUAUGGGGCCUGACUGCACUGAUAUAUAUAAAAAUAUAUAUAUUUUGUUUUUAAAAAGAGCAACUGCCACACGUGGGAUUUCCUUUCUGCUUUACAAGUGCAGUGAUGUCACCAGGGUGUCACCGUGGGCAGGGAAGCCCCUGCUCAGGUCGCUCCAUCGGGGUGGGUGGGCGGGAGCUGGUUUCUGAGCAGUGUUAGGACAACCAAUCAGGUUAUUGCAUUGACUCAGCUCCCAAGAGGUGGCUGCAAACUGCCAUCCAGCGAGAGCAAUGAGGCUCUCCCAGUUGAGUUUGCAAAAUCUUUUGUCUUUUAACUCUAGUACUGUUUAUAGUUCAUCACUAUGGACAACCCGGGUGCCACUUUUUUCAGAUUCCAGUGGGAUACGAGGAAUGAGAUUUGGAAGAUGAGCAAAUAUUACUAUCUCUAAGCACUUAAAAUGCUGUUCACACUUUACUACCAAGCAUCUUGGUCUGUCAUUUAAUGAGUACUGUAUCUCACUUAAAACUCUUUGGGAAGAGGGAAAAAAAAAAAAGGAAAAAACUUAGUUGCUUUCUUUCUUUUCUUUUUUUUUUUCCCCCAACACUGUAACUGCAUUUCAACUCUGCAGAGUUGCUCACGAGCAAGAUACUGAAAGUUUCAAUGUGGUUUAAAGGGAUGAAUGUGAAUUAUGAACUAGUAUGUGACCAUAAAUGACCACCAAGUACUACCUGACAGGAGACACUUGCCACUUUGAUGUUGGAGAAGGAAUUCAAGGCAUAUGCAGAGUUGGCAGAGAAACUGAGAGAGAAGGGAUGGAGAAAAGAAUACUCAUUCUUGUCCAGUGUUUUUAAGAUGAACUUUUAACGAACCUUGCAAUUUGCACAUCUUGAGUUUAUAAUUUGUGUGAUAUUCCUGCAGUUUUUAUCCAAUAACAUUGUGGGAAAGGUUUGGGGGACGGAACGAGCAUAAAUAAAUGUAGCAAAAUUACUUUCUAACCUGCCUAAACGCUAGGCCAUUUUAUAAGGUUAUGUUCCUUUCAAAAAUUCAUUUUGGUCUUUCUACCACAUCUGUCAUGAAAAGCCAGGUCUUAGCAGGACAACUCUGAGAAUUUUCUUCAGAUUCAUUGAGAGAGUUUUCCAUAAAGACAUUUAUAUAUGUGAGCAAGUUUUUUUUUUUUUAAAAAUUACUUUAUUAUUGUUCUUAAUGUUAUUUUCAGAAUGACUUUUUUUUUUUUCUAUUUGAAAUCAAAUCAAGAUUUAAUGUUUGGUACAAACCCAGAAAGGGUAUUUCAUAAAGUUUAAACCUUUCAUUCCCAGAGAUCUGAAUCAUCAUUUGUGGGUUUCAAGUGAAUCCUAACAUGCUUUACAAAACAACAACAACAACAAAAAAAAAAUGUUUUAUAAGUAGGGAGAAGUUUUUAAAUAUUCUUACUUGGAUGGCUGCAGCUAAACAAAUAUACUUAUUAGAUUUUUCUUUUUGCAGUGAAAGUAGUACUUCUUCCAUUUCACAAAUUUAAAAAAAAAAAAUCCUAACAUCAACCCACAGGUUAGCUGUCUAGUAUUCAUUCACAUUUAGCUCUCAGCAGGACUAAUGAUUUUUAUAAACCAGUUUCUGGGGUGUACCAAAAACAUUUAAAUAGGUUUAGAAAUAGCUAAACUCCUUCCUUGACUUGUCUUGAAACUUCAUUACCCUCUCGGCAUGCUAGCAAAGCUAGGUGGGCUCUCCGCAGUCCUCCUGCUUAGUUAGUGCUGUUUUUCUUAAACGUUUCUGUUCAGAGAACUUGCUUAAUCUUCCAUAUAUUCUGCUCAGGGCACUUGCAAUUAUUAGGUUUGGGUUUUCUUUUCUUUUCUUUUUUUUUUUUUUUUUUUGUUUUUAACCUUGAAUAGUGAGAGGAACACGGGGCUACCCCACGGACUCUGUUCUCAUUCAUACCACUAUUUACAACAGCUCACGUGGGCUCAGAAAAACACACCCCACCUUCCAGGCCUGCUUUGCGAAUGGAACUGACCGCAUCCACUCAACCAACACUAAAACGGGAAAAAAAACACAUUUGGUUCGAAGCAAUAGGAGUACCAUCGCGAUUCCGUGGUCCUCCCCUGGGUUCCCAUCGCAUCCUCUUGCUCUCUUAGCAUGUGCAAUACUUUCUGUGCCAACAGAGUCUGACCUGUGUGCUUUCUAGUUAAAGCGCAUUUCCUUUUGGCUUUUUUUCCCUGUGUGGUUGGUGGAUCUUCCCCAUUCUGGCCAGAGAAGGGCUGGAGGGAAGGAACCAGAACGGGGAGCCCUCCCGCCUUCCCCCUGCUGUGGAUGCUGAGUGCUUGGGCGGACGGGGAGCCUGCAGGAGCCCCUCGUGUCUGUUGCCAUGUCACACAGAGAGCCAGCCCAGGAGAUCUGGGGGAAGAGCUUCAGUCCCCCCAUCGCCCCGUGAAAUAGUGAAUGGAAUGGAGGAAGGAGGCAGAUCACGUCCAAGACGCACCCUGGAGCCACGCAGGCUGGAGUCACCCAUUUUCCAUGGCCAUUUCUGCCAACAGGCAGGCCCCUCCUGGGGGUUCUGUGUCCUUGAGACCUGGAGCCCUGGCUCUGAGCAUGGGCAGCAAGCGUGGUGGCCCUUGGUGCACCGUGCAUGCCAUCCGAGCGUGCCGGCCAGUGGCUGUGGAGGGGAACCACCUGCCAACCUGGUCACUGCUCUCUUAUGGCAGCUCUCCUCUUCAAGUAGGAAGAACACGCACAAGACGGGAGCCUCCUCUGGUUUGCAGACAGGCGAGUCCGGAGCAGCCUGUCGCCGCUUCUGUGUAGCGAACCUAACAAUGACAGGGGUAGAAACUCUUCGGUGCCGGUCAGUGUACGAGGAUCAGCCACGUGCCUCUGUACUGUCCUCUUGGCAAUAUUCACCAACAGCCGUCUUUCUUUCCUCUUUCUUUCCCGUUUUCCAUUUUUUUAAAACUUAGAUAACAGCAGGCCUUUUACGUUUACAACUGAACACAAUCACCAAGAAAUUAGUCAGGGCGAAAAAGAAAAAAUAAAUAAUAAUAAUAAUACUAUUAAUAAGAAACCAACAAACAAGAACCUCUCUUUAUAGGGAAUUUCUCAAUAUAUAAAAAUGACUGUUCCUUUAGAAUGUUGAACUUGGGAAUCAUUUCAGUUUGUCUGGGCCACAAGGCGGGCAGAGGGGGAGGGAGGGGUACAGAGACGGCCACCACUUACCUCAAACCUUUAAAAAAAAAAAAAAGUAGAAAUACAAACUGCAUUUCAUUGGGACUUUGGGGAUGGUUUUUGACGUUGGUUUUUGUUCUCCCCGGUUCACCUGGUCUGGUCUGGGAUGAUAUGAUUUAUUUCCCCCGCUGUGGCAGUGACGGUGGCUGAUCCCAUUCAGUGAACUGUGACCCUGUGUGUUUUCUGUUCGGUGAGUGUGUCGGGUCCCCCCUCCCUCUCCCCUAAAGGAACUCUGCGGAACUUUCACACCUCUUACUCAGGGACGGGGCUGGUGUGUGUGGAACACUGAGGUCCAGCAGCGGCACUUUGCUGCUCUGGAGUAGGGCUGUGCAACUUCCAGGAACGUUUGGGUUUCCUGCAUCGUGUGAUCACUCCUUAGAUCCUGCAUAGACUGCAAUAGAAUGCUGCAUGUUCAAGACGAACAGUAGCUCCUGGUAUUCAUUAAAAAUCCACUCUUUGCACAUAGUUUGAAACCUUACUGAAAUAAGUUGCCAAAAUUUAUUUUUUUUUGUUGUCGUAGCUUUGGAUUCACUUUUGUUGUUUUUUUUUUUUUUAAGGAAACAAUUGACAAUACCCUUUUAACAUCUGUGACUACUAAGGAAACCUAUUUCUUUCAUAGAGAAAAACAAAAAAAAAAUCUGAGAUGCUUUUGAAGACACUAAUGCUAUGCUAUUUCAGACAUGGGUGGGGAAGCAGAGCUCUGGGGACAGAAAACCGGGCUUCUUGAGCCGCGCUGGUUGUCAUGGAUACUGUUUCCUGAAUCAGGAACUGCUCAACGAACUGGCCCGGUCUCUCCUGAAACCCUUGGCACUUCCGAUUUCCUAGUCACCCUCGAUAAAUCCAGGUGAAAACGGGGCCGGAGGUCUCCCUGGCCCAAUCCAGUUUCUUCAGUGAAUGAAAGAGAAUUACACUUUUUGGUUGUUUUUAAAGUGGAGUGGAGGCCGUUGCUUCUACCUUUUGUGUUUUUAACCCAGAAUUUCUGAAAUAGAGAAUUUAAGAACACAUCAAGUAAUAAAAAUACAGAGAACAUACUUUUUAUAAAGCACACGCGUAUGGUGUAUUGUGAUGGGUUGGUUUCCUCUCUUUUCCACGGACAGUGUUGUGUUUCUGUUCAUAAGGAAACUCCAAACAACUUGCACACCUCUACUCCGGAGCUGAGAUUUCUUUUACAUAAAUGACCUCGCUUCAAAUAUGUUACCUUACUGAUAGGAUCUUUUCUUGUAGCACUAUACCUUGUGGGAAUUUUUUUUUCCUUUAAUGUACACCUAAUUUGAGAAGCUGAAGAAAAAUAAAAAAUUUAAGCACUCACUUUGAGGAGUACAGGUAAUGUUUUUAAAUAAAAUUGCACAAAAGAAAAAUGAAUGUCGAGAUGAUUCAUUCAGUGUUUGAAAGAUGUGAUCUGUUGAAACAGUGAGUUUCAUACUUGUUUGUAAAAACGGAGAAGAAAAAGCGGAGAAAGGUUGAAAGUUACAUGUUUGGAAUUUUUUUUUUUUUUUGUAUAUAGAAAUUUGUCAUGUCUAAAUGAUCAGAUUUGUAUGGUUGUGGCCUGAAAGAAUUAUUACGUCAUAGGCUCUUAAAUGACACCUAUGCUUCCUGUGAUGUGUUUGUUACAUAGCCCUCGGCCGAGGGAGAGAAACUCUGCGUACCGCUGUUUGAGAAUACUGUUCAUUCCUGGCUGAAAGUACUUCUCAGAGCUCCCUUUUGAGUCUAAACUCUUCUAAGCCACUUGCAACUACUUUUUCUUCAGAGAUGAUGUUUUUGACAUGUUCAGCACUUCCUGUUCCUAUAAACCCAAAGAAUAUAUUCCUGAACAUGAAGUGUUUCUAAAAGGGAUCCUAGCUACCAAUAAAACAGGACUCAUUCUAAGGAUAAAAUUAUAUAUAUAUAUAAAAUUAAAAAAAAAAGGUUAGCCUUCUUGCCCCUUACACACACACACACACA
Messenger RNA from Ictidomys tridecemlineatus (thirteen-lined ground squirrel), 8293 nucleotides. The record is from RefSeq and is a predicted model, not a curated record. Lineage: Eukaryota; Metazoa; Chordata; Mammalia; Rodentia; Sciuridae.